GGCGGCGGCGGCGGCUGCUCCUCCUCUCACCGGACCCGGGCCCCGCGCAGCGCGCACCCAAGGGGGGGGUCGGGCGGAGAAGCGGCGCCGGGGCCGGACCCCCCGUGGGAGCUGGCGACUGGCGUGAGGGCAAGGCGGCGGCAGCGGCGGACGGGGAGCAGCGGCUGCGGGACAGUGUCUUCAGCCUUUUCUUCAAGUUUUUUACCGUGAAUUGUUGCUGCGUGUCAAACUGGACAAGGUAUUUUAGUUGAAGUUUCACCAGUUGAAACAUUGGAGGAUCCCACCAGGGCCCUGUAUUACAGUUAUCGUCACGUCUCCUUAGGCUCCUCUUGACUGUGACAGUUUCUCAGACUUCCCUUGUUUUGAUGACCUUGUCAGUUUUGAGGAGAAUUUAAUCAGAAAAUGACUGCAGUAUUGGAAGAUCAUUACUAUUGGAAGACCGAUUAGCAUCCAUUUCAUAAGAGAAGCUUGACCAUCAUUUGCUCUGGCAUGGCGCAAAACAGUCCACAGCUUGAUAUGCAGGUUCUCCAUGACCUCCGACAACGUUUCCCUGAGAUUCCGGAGGGUGUGGUGUCUCAGUGCAUGUUACAGAACAACAACAAUCUUGAAGCCUGUUGCCGAGCGCUUUCCCAGGAGAGUAGCAAAUACUUAUAUAUGGAAUACCACAGUCCAGAUGACAACAGGAUGAAUAGAAAUCGCCUUUUGCAUAUUAACCUGGGUAUUCAUUCUCCUAGUAGCUACCACCCAGGAGAUGGAGUGCAACUUAACGGUGGUCGAACACUGGUACAUAGCUCAAGUGAUGGACAUAUUGAUCCACAGCAUGCAGCAGGCAAACAGCUGAUAUGUUUAGUUCAGGAACCACACUCAGCUCCAGCUGUUGUCGCUGCUACUCCCAACUACAAUCCAUUUUUUAUGAAUGAACAGAACAGAAGUGCAGCUACUCCUCCUUCACAGCCACCUCAACAGCCAUCGUCCAUUCAAACAGGAAUGAAUCCAUCUGCUAUGCAAGGGCCUUCACCACCACCACCGCCACCUCCUUCAUACAUGCACAUACCUCGGUAUAGUACAAAUCCAAUUACUGUUACAGUAUCCCAGAACCUCCCUUCUGGACAGACUGUACCAAGAGCUUUACAAAUUCUUCCACAAAUUCCAAGCAAUCUUUAUGGGUCUCCUGGUUCUAUCUAUAUUAGACAGACAUCUCAGAGUUCAUCAGGAAGACAAACUCCUCAGAGUACGCCAUGGCAGUCCUCACCACAGGGCCCAGUGCCUCAUUAUAGCCAGCGUCCUUUACCUGUUUAUCCACAUCAACAGAACUAUCAGCCUUCUCAGUAUUCUCCCAAACAACAGCAGAUCCCUCAACCUGCUUACCAUUCACCACCACCUUCUCAAUGUCCUUCACCCUUCAGCUCUCCACAGCAUCAAGUACAACCAUCCCAGUUGGGCCACCCUAGUUCCCAUGUCUUUAUGCCACCUAGUCCUUCAACUACUCCGCCCCAUCCAUAUCAACAAGGACCUCCUAGCUAUCAGAAACAGGGAAGUCAUUCAGUAGCCUAUCUCCCAUAUACACCAUCUAGCUUACCCAAAGGAUCCAUGAAGAAGAUAGAAAUUACAGUCGAACCCUCUCAGAGAUCUGGGACAGCAAUUAAUAGGAGUCCUUCACCUAUCAGUAAUCAGCCAUCUCCACGGAAUCAGCACUCACUGUACACAGCCACCACGCCACCUUCAAGUUCUCCUUCAAGAGGGAUAUCCAGUCAACCAAAACCUCCAUUUAGUGUCAAUCCUGUGUAUAUUACAUAUACACAGCCAACUGGACCUUCUUGCGCUCCAUCACCGUCUCCUCGGAUGAUACCAAACCCAACUACAGUUUUUAAAAUUACUGUAGGCCGAGCAACAACUGAAAAUCUUUUAAAUUUAGUGGACCAAGAAGAACGUUCUGCAGCCCCAGAACCUAUUCAGCCCAUUUCAGUGAUACCAGGCUCUGGGGGAGAAAAGGGAAGCCAUAAAUAUCAGAGAAGUUCUAGUUCUGGAUCAGAUGACUAUGCCUAUACACAAGCCUUGCUGUUACAUCAGCGAGCAAGGAUGGAGAGGUUAGCAAAGCAAUUGAAACUUGAGAAAGAGGAGCUAGAGCAAUUGAAGGCUGAAGUUAACAGUAUGGAGCAUGACCUGAUGCAGAGACGGCUCAGAAGGGUCAGCUGCACCACUGCGAUCCCAACGCCUGAGGAAAUGACAAGAUUGAGAAGCAUGAACAGACAACUCCAGAUAAAUGUUGACUGUACACUGAAAGAAGUUGACCUCCUUCAAUCUAGAGGUAACUUUGAUCCAAAAGCUAUGAAUAAUUUUUAUGACAACAUAGAACCUGGUCCAGUUGUACCACCCAAGCCACCUAAAAAAGACUCAUCAGACACCUGCACAGUUGAGAGGAAAGCCCGAAGAAUUAGCGUGACCUCCAAAGUACAGGAGGACAUCCAUGACACCCAGGCAGCAGCUGCAGAUGAGCAGCCAAGUAGCUCCAAACAGAGUCCUCGGACACAACCCCGAGAUGAAGACUAUGAAGGGGCUCCAUGGAAUUGUGAUAGCUGCACCUUUCUGAACCACCCCGCACUAAAUCGCUGUGAGCAGUGUGAGAUGCCACGGUACACUUGAAUUCCCAAGAGUCUGCACUAGGUUGAGAGUGAAACUUUGAGCACCCAUUAGAAACAAAGGAGACCUGGGGAAUCUGUACAUCUGCCCAGCCUUUUCAUUUCAGAUAACAUGGUGGGGGGGGGGUGACAAGGCAGCCGCUUGUGCUCAAUAAAGGAAAAAUGGGGAGGGUUUUUUCCCCCUUUCUUAACUCACUGCAGAGUUAGAGAUAGAAAGGGAUACUUGAAAUGGGGAAAGGAUUCACUCCUGAAAGAAUGUACACAGAGAAGUCAAGAGCUCUUCUGUGCAACCCCAAUUGUUAAAGUUACUGCUGUUAAAGUUACUUAUAAAAUAAGUUACCCUUAUUUUAUAAACUAGAACUUUGAUUCAUGAUGUGACAUGUUACAGUUUAUGCAGACAAACUGUGAAUUGCCAGAGCAGACUUACCUGGUCACAGCUCUCUGGAAAACCCAGGCUCCCCAGGCUUCUUCCUGUUGCUUCCGACAGAAGAGAAGGACAGGGAAAAGCAACCAGAGGAUGUUUUUCUGGGAGGGGCAAAAUAACAAGGGUAUUUGUAAUUGCUGCUUUUUUCAGGGGUAAUUUCAAACACACAAACAAAAUGUUUUAAAAUGUGAUUUGUAGCAGUCAGGAAUUAGGCAUAUCGUGCCCUUUGUUCGAAAGUACAAUCAGAGGUAAUAAGAUCCCUUUUGCUUGUACAGUGAUUCAUCAAGCUAUACCAACACUGGUAACUAAGACCUAAUUACGCCGCAUAAUAGAUAUAUUUUUUAAGUUACUGCAUGCUUUUAUUAGGCCACUGGUUUUUAAAAUAACGAACAAGUCCUUACAAAUUAUGAUUUUAUGAAUGACCUUCUGGUAAAACUGCGCUUUGCCAAUAGCACAGUGAAUGUAUGCUGAAUGUAAAUCCAUUCCAAAAUCCACUUGGAAUCUUGAGCUCAGCUGUGGUUCUAUAAGAAAUGUUUGCAGUCCCUAGAGCCUUUUUCCCCCUCCUUCCAAUUUGCGAUGAGUCCAUGAUGUUUACAGCACAGAUGAUACUUUGUGCCAUAACCCUAACUUAGCUGAAAAAAAUUAAUAUUAGUUGUUCAAUAAAGAUAUAUUUGCACAUAUGUUAACAAAAUAGUGUGAGGAAAAUUAUAGUUGGCCAAUAUCAUAAAGUUGCACACUGCAUUAUUUGGGGAGGAAGAGAAGGCUAGUCAAGAAAUACGACUGAGAGAAAGGUGAAUACAACGGACUUUGAAACUAAGAACUUUUAAAAUGUAACAAUACUGUAUUCAGAGAUGAUAUUGAGUUUGUUCAGACAGUUCAGGUGAUACUAAAGCACUCCUUAUUUAUGAAACUAGAACUUUAGGGUGUAAAUAACUGAAGACAUAUAAAAUCGCUUACUAAA
Molecule: messenger RNA, 4024 nt
Organism: Eubalaena glacialis (North Atlantic right whale)
Lineage: Eukaryota; Metazoa; Chordata; Mammalia; Artiodactyla; Balaenidae
Gene: TAB3
Product: TGF-beta activated kinase 1 (MAP3K7) binding protein 3
Exons: 10
Coding region: 490-2643 (717 amino acids)
Cellular component (GO): extracellular exosome
Molecular function (GO): ubiquitin binding
Source: RefSeq, a predicted model, not a curated record